This is a messenger RNA of Daktulosphaira vitifoliae (grape phylloxera), 2062 nucleotides long. RefSeq names its product MATH and LRR domain-containing protein PFE0570w-like. The transcript has 9 exons. The coding region runs from base 150 to 1946 and encodes 598 amino acids. Lineage: Eukaryota; Metazoa; Arthropoda; Insecta; Hemiptera; Phylloxeridae. The record is from RefSeq and is a predicted model, not a curated record.
GUUUCAUACAUAAAUAAUAGAAACGAUAUAAUAUACUUUGUUAGCCAAAUUUUUUUGUUUAUUGAAAAUUUAAAUACUAUUUAUUUUUUUAACUUGUAUAUUGAUUAGCCAAAUAAUAAAUAAAUUACUUUAUUUUCCGAUUUUCUUAAAUGGAAAUAUCAAACUUAGAAAAUUACCCAGUUUAUAUCUUAAAUGUUACGCCAGAAUUAUCUCAAGAUACCAAUGUUGAAUCUUCUAUGCCCAUGACAACAUGUGAAACAUCGUCGUAUAAUUUUUACAUUCCAACUGUUGAACAGCUUCAUCAAAGAUGUAAUGUAAUAAAUACAUCAUUAAAUUCAGUUAAACAAAAAAAUAAACGUGUUGGAUUGUUACCACAAUCCAAAACUAUCCAAAAAGUACUGAAAAAUAAUUUUAAUCAAUCCUUAAAAACUGAAGAAGUUAUCUCAGAUAAAACUAUUGCUGACUUAGGUGUACUACUUAAUGAUGAAGAUAUUGUUAAUAAAAAUAAAAAAGUAAUAAAAUAUGAUCCAAAAACAAAUACCAAUGUAAUAUUCAAUUUAGUAAAUCCUAAACUCCUAACAGAAACAGUUAAAAUAAACAAAAUUAAAAGAGGGCGUCCACGUAAAGAAGAUAAACAAAUAUUAUGUAAUAAACCAAAAUCUAAGGAUUACUCAAAAAAUGAAAAAGAGAUAGUUGAAUGUUUAUUAACUACUAAAUUUGGGCGGUUAUCCAAACCACCAGAAUAUUUAUUAAAUGGAAAAACACUUAUGGAAAUGCCUAGAAAAAGUCAACCUAUUAUUGAUAAUAGCGGUAAUUAUACAAAUAUUAUUGGAAGAAAAAAAGUGAAGUAUAAUGUAAAAUCUGAUUUUGUAUGUGGCGUGUGUCACAAAACAUAUUUAGGACAUAAGCGAAUGAAAGAGCAUUUAGAAAAAUUUCCUUCACACAUAACUAAUUCAAAUGAUAAUCAAAAUUUUGAAUCAGAACUUCAAGAUAUUUUUCAAGAAUUUAACGAACCAAUACUUAAUGAAAAUGACAUUAAUAAUAGUUUAAAUGGAAAAAAAGAGUCUCACACACAAACGGAAAAGUUAAAAAACCAUAAGUGUGGUUAUUUAAAAUAUAAAAAAAAUUUAACUGGUCAUCUAAAACAGAUUUUGAAACAUUUAAAAAAACCCAGUAUUAUUAAAUCAUUAAACGGAAUCAUAUCUCCUUGGGACAUCAUGUCAAGUUUAUUAAAUACUGGAAAUAUAAAAACAUUUUCAGAGGAACUUAACAUGUUUAUUACAAAAUUACGAAGUUUGUCAGAAUAUUUAACUCUUAUUACAGAUAGAGAGUUAAAUUCUGACGAAAAAAAUAAAAUGAAAGUAGAUGAAACAUUACAAAAUCUUUUAAACAUGCCAAAAGGAACAUAUAGGAUGAGUUCUAUUCCUAAUGAAUACGAUGAUAUAACUCAAAAUAAUGAUGUUUGGACAAUAGAUUCUACUAAAUCUAAGGAUUCUAUUUCUCCAGCUCAUAUUCAUUCUAGUCCUAUUCAUUUAAAUUUAUUUGACAGCCAAACUUCCAAAGUUGAUUUCUUAUUAAGUUCUAGUAUAGAAGAGUCAAUGUUAUGUGAUGAAAACAGAGCUGCAUUGGAAAGUGUUGAUGGUCUUGUAUCUGAAAGGCUGCGUACAAUGACUGAUCAUUUAGAAACUAAUGUUCCUAUUAUAGAUUUUCCUUCUUCAACAAGGACAACAGUUAAUGUUUCUCAAACAGACACAUUUAUGAGCCAUGGAGUAUAUGAAGUUUUUACAAAUGAUAUUAAUCUUGUUCCUACUUCAACUGAAGAAUUUAUCAAAAGCUUAGAACAAUUUGAGCCUUUAAAUGAUACAGAAAAUUCUUUAAAUACUGAAACAAGAAUGCUUGAUUUUGAAGAUUUACAUCAUACAUUUAAUUCUACAGAUGACUUGUAAUGAUAUUUUAAAAUCUGUAUAAAAAAUUAGAUGUUAUACUAUUUAAGUCUAAUUCUUCUAAAUAUUUAAUGAUUGGUAUUUAGUUACCAAUAGUACUGCACAAAUUUAUUUUUCAU